Messenger RNA from Symsagittifera roscoffensis, 1946 nucleotides. RefSeq names its product mucin-5AC-like. Lineage: Eukaryota; Metazoa; Xenacoelomorpha; Acoela; Convolutidae. The record is from RefSeq and is a predicted model, not a curated record.
AAAUUAGCAAGACUUUCAGCAAAAAUUAGUCUCCAAUGGUAACCAAGUUUGCGUCUUGGGUUUGCUUUUGAUGCUCUUCAGGUUAUUGCACAAUGGACAUCAUCAUGACCACUGACUUCUUCAUCUGGAACAACAAAGGAUGUGCAAAAGUGAAGGAGAGAUGAGAGAGAAAAGAGGGAAAAAGUACAAAUAGCCAGACUGGAUAAAACAACACUUUCUACUUCAAUUCUGGUGUAUUAGAGGGACUUAUUGUGCAUAUAGACAGAGCAACAGCAAGUGCACUUGAGGAUAAAACUGUGUGAAAAGAUCUAUCUGGAGUAGAGAGAGGGACUCUUUCACUCCUCUUGUGGAUCGGCCAUCCCACUCCAAAUGAUAUUGCAUCUUAUAUUGCAUUCUGGAUUCCCCACUACCACACACACACACUCUGGCUAGUGAACAGAAAGAGAGAUAGAGAGAGAGAGAGAGAGAGAGAUAGAGAGAGAUAGGGAAGUUAGAUAGUCCCAAACUACCACUCUUUCUGCUCACUUCCUGCCAUCCUUUUCAUUCUUAUUCAUUCAUUCCAAAACAUCUCUUCGUUCCGGUUGUUUUAUUGAGCCACUACUGCGUAAAAUGUGCUGUUAUUGUGUGUUAAUACGCGUUUAAGUGUUUUUAUUGACUAUACUUUAUACAGCUAUAGAAUCUCACCAGAUCUUCACACUGAAAGAGGAGCAGAAAAACAGACACUAAUCUGUGCCAUAGAUAAGACACCAUAUCCAUUGAAACUCCGAGUCUUCAUUGAAGUUGCUGUUGCUGCAUGAGAGUGCUGGCAUAUUCUCCCAUGUCAACCAUAGUCUAUGAGCACUUCUAGUCUGUCACUUGUGAUUGUCUGACCUCGUCAUCCAUCACACUCUCCACCCCAUAAACAUCGACACUACUUUUGUCAUCGCAUCAUCACCCUCCCUCAAUUUCAUUGUUUGUGCCCCCAAGUGAAGUCACUCUCACCCUUAUAACAGCGUCCAACUUCACUCAGUUACACUUAUUCGUAUAUAGUGGUAUAGUACCACUGGGGACUACAACGAUCAGCAUUCACAGUCAUCACACUUCAGAUAGGGCAAAAGAGAGAGAUCCAGAACCACAUCCCCAACAAGAGGCCGACCUCUGGAGCUGCAUGCAACACCUCUGCUCCCAACAAGACGACAUCUACUGCAGUUGGGAAAAAUGGGCGUCCUGUCCAGUCGGGAAGUGGCGUGGGAGGGAAUCCGAAGAAGACAACACCUGGCAGUAGGACACCAGUGGUAGCACCGGCAAGGGGAGGGGCCACAGCAAGGGCUGCAGUGGGGGGAUCAGACAGUAAGCAGAGGCAGAGUAGUGGGGGGAAGAGCACGACAGGGGGGCGGGACAAGAAAGGAGGAGUGCAGGGUAGCAUGAAGGGGGGAGGAGUAGCGGAGGCGAAAGUGGACAGGACAGUAAAUGAGGGGGACGAUAAGGAGAAGGCGAAAGGGACAGAAGAGAAGGAAGGGGACGGUAGUGUGGGGGAUCAGACGACAGAUAAUUCACAGGAGGCUGGUGGACAGAUUAAGUUAGAGGGGGAGGAGGAUGGAGAAGGGGAGGUGGAGGGGGAGGGGGAGGGGGGUGAAGUGUCAUUAGAGAACGCAGAAGGGGAGGCAGCAGAUAAACAGACACCGUCGGAGAAUUUAGUGGACAAGGAAGCCUCAAUAGACAAGCAGUCCCACUCACCACAGGGAGGGGAGGAAGUUGAGCCAGCAGUGGGGGAGGGAGAAGGUGGAGAGUGUGGGGAAAAGAAGACGGAUAUUCCUGAGGAAGCAGCAGUGGCAGCAGCAGCAGCAGAAGAGGAAGAAGAGAGUAAAGAUGCAAAGGCUGAAGUGGAAGUUGGAGGGGAAGGAGGAGUGUUGGAUGAUAAAGGACCAGAGGGAGAGAGAGGGGGAGAGGAAGCCACUGCUGAGUAG